AUGACUGUCGAAGUCUUCUUUUCUAAUUAUUUGAACGAGCAACUAGGUGUCGGUUCAGACCGAGAACCGACAUGGAAAGAGGGAACCAUCGCGGUGAAACGUGUCACCUUUUUCAUCGGAAACGCAUCUCUAUUGAGAAAGAGCAGCUCGUACGCUGUGCUCGGUUGCGAUAUGUGUAGAAUGCAAUCCGGAAACUAUUUAUAA
This is a messenger RNA of Auanema sp. JU1783, 204 nucleotides long. Lineage: Eukaryota; Metazoa; Nematoda; Chromadorea; Rhabditida; Rhabditidae. The record is from the annotation of a GenBank genome assembly.